Messenger RNA from Macroventuria anomochaeta, 1314 nucleotides. RefSeq lists its product as uncharacterized. Lineage: Eukaryota; Fungi; Ascomycota; Dothideomycetes; Pleosporales; Didymellaceae. The transcript has a single exon. The coding region runs from base 290 to 1282 and encodes 330 amino acids. The record is from RefSeq and is a predicted model, not a curated record.
AUCGACUCACAGCUGUGUGACGGCUGCACGAGAAUGUUCAUGAACUUGGCUUCGGGCCUAAAGCUGACUUGACACGCUUUAGCUCGUUGCUUCUUAAUCUUUCUACGGACUCGGUGGCUCGAACCUUCCGACUCGAUCUUGUCUUCCAAGACGUACAUAGGAAAGCACAGCCUUGACCCCCUGUGGAUCUCGCUGUAAUCGACACUCCACUAUUCCUACUUGACCUUUAUACUCUGAGAGCAACAACUGUCACACCCAGAAAUCUAAUAAGCACCCAUCAGUAAGCAAGAUGGCUGCUGCCGAGUACUAUCUAGGCAGCCAGGGAGCGCAACAGUACCACAGUCAGCAACCUCCAGCACAAUCAUGGCCACGACAGCAGUAUAACACACCACCCUACGCCAACACGCCACUGCCUUCGUAUUUGCCAGAUGAUCCCCAGCAACAAAAGCAACAGUUACAACCCUACCUUCCUUCACCUUCACCCCAACAGCAGCAGCAGUACCCUGGAAAAGGCUAUCAAGGAGCAGCAGCACCAUACUUCCCUCCUCCACCACAACAGACAAAUGGAUACCUAGGUCCGCCGCUACAGCACGUACGCAGCCACUCCCAGCCAGCUGCUCGAGUCCGAUUUGCGGACCAAGAAGCAACUGCACUCAGCUCAGCAACCGAAUCGGACAGCGACUCAUCUCCACGGCGCAGACACCGCCAUCGUCAAAGUCGCGAUCGUACACGUGAUUACGACCGUUCGAGAGACCUAGACUCUGACUACAGCGACCGAGACUACGAUCGUCCUCGCGGGAACCGGAUUAAAACUCACCAGAAGAAGCAUGAGAACAGGGACACGUUCUUGGGCGCUGGCGCUGGAGGUAUCAUCGGCGAUGCUAUCUUCCCUGGUCUCGGCACCGCAGCAGGUCUCAUUAUUGGAGGACUUGGCGGUAGGAAAUAUGCAAAAGACAAGCGAAGCCAUAGUGAAGAAGACCGUUCGCACCGACACCGAGACGCAUACCGCGAAGGAAGAGACGAGGGUCGUGAGGACAGAGAGUACGGGAGACAUAGACAUCGCGGUGCGUACCGCGAGGGCAAGGAAGAGAGGAGAAGAGACAGAGCUAGAGACUCCGGUUACGGAUAUGACGAGCGAGACAUCGAAAGUGGAUAUGGAAGAGAUGAAGGGUACAACGCCUACGAAGAAGGUCACAAACAGCGCGGGAAGCACAGGAAGUAUGGCCAGCAGGGCUGGGACGAAGGCAGUGCAACCUUCAAGAGCGGCACAGCUGUGCGAUAGAUGAGUCCGAGGCCUGCAGCCAUUGACGACUU